CAAAGUUCGGUUGAGAGACUAGCACAUUUUCAUACAUAAUUGACACCAUUAUGGGCGACAAUGAUGCAAUCCAGAGGUCGAUUAUGACCAGGAUGUAGAGAAUGAUAAUCAGGGAUAUGUCCCAAGUGAGGAGAAAGAAGUGGGCGAUGGGUUUGGUGGCACGUUAUCAGCACCGAACUAUUCUGAAGAUGCACAACCACCUUCCGAAAUUCUAUCGGGUACAGGAAAUGACGGCAUCCAAGAAUGGGACAGUCCGAUAGAGUUCCUCUUGUCCUGUAUUUCUAUGAGCGUCGGGCUUGAAAACAUUUGGCGAUUCCCCUUUAUCGCACUGACGAAUGGAGGGGGAGCUUUUUUAAUCCCAUAUUUGAUCGUCCUCGUCAUUAUUGGAAGACCGAUCUAUUAUUUAGAAAUGUGUCUCGGGCAAUUCACUAGUUGCGGACUAGUAAGGGCUUGGUCGGUGUCCCCUUUGUUCAAAGGUAUCGGCUUUGCGGUCGUGCUGGCGUCAUUUUGCGUGGGCACAUACUAUUGCACCAUCAUGGCUGUGGCGAUUUAUUAUCUGGUGGCGUCAUUCUCUAAAACGUUGCCUUGGGACUACUGCGACAAAAAUUGGGGAGGCGAUCUGUGUACGGAUGAUGGAAAGGUUAACACGAACCUAACGAGUCAACGGACAACGAGUUUAUAUUUCCACAUGGAAGUCUUUCCUCAAUUGCCUAAUGUAGAAGACGGUCUUGGAAAGAUUCAUUGGAAGCUUGCUCUGAGCUUAUUACUGGCAUGGAUACCUAUAUUUUUAACGUUAUGGAAGGGAGUAAAAUCCUCUGGUAAAGUGGCUUAUUUCACGGCAUUGUUCCCUUAUGUGGUGCUGCUUAUUCUAUUAAUCCGUGGAGUAACUCUUGAAGGAGCAGGAACUGGAAUUGAAUUUUUCUUCAGACCACAGUGGAGCGCUUUGUAUGACCCAGAAGUAUGGUACGCGGCAGUUGGCCCAUGCUUCUUUUCCCUUGGAAUCGGAUUUGGACCAAUUUUGUCUCUCUCAUCGCACAAUAAGUUUAACCAUAAUGUUUACAGGGAUACCAUAAUUAUCAGUUUUAUGGACACUUUUACAAGUAUAUUGGCCGGCUGUACGGUCUUCGCGGUACUCGGUUACUUAUCCAAACAGACCGGGAUAGAUGUCGAUAUGAUAACUUCCGGUGGAAUGGAUUUAGCUUUUGUCGCUUAUCCAGAAGCCAUUGCGAAUUUUGGGUGGGCACCUCAGCUAUUUGCUGUAUUAUUCUUUUUGAUGUUACUCACCCUUGGGAUUGGAACCCUGACAGGCCUUACGGGAUCUGUUAUUGGGGUUCUAUGUGAGCAGUUCCGGUCUGUUCCUCAGUGGAUAAUAACUCUUUCCGUUUGUGCAGUUGGAUUUCUCUUUGGGUUAAUGUACUGCACAGAGGGUGGCCUUACAAUGAUCGAUCUGAUUGAUUAUUUCGGGUCUAAUUUUAUCAUUUAUGUAAUGGGUGGACUCGAGUGUGCAGCAAUUGCGUGGGUGUAUGGGCUGCAGAGGUUCUGUAAUGAUAUUGAGUUCAUGUUGGAAAGACCAGUAGGAUGGUAUUGGAAAAUUUGCUGGGGGUUCGUCACACCUGUUGGCCUCGCCAUUAUCUUCGUGUAUGCCAUGGUUACACAAGAACUUAAAUAUCCCACAGCCCAUCUUGUUGCAGGUUGGUCACUGGCUGCGGUAGCGCUAUCACUGGUACCAGCAUUCAUGUUGCACACUGUGUAUACAAGAUUGCCGGAUGGAUUUUUGGAACGAAUGAUAAGACCAAAGAAGGAAUGGGGACCGUUGGACAAUAAAAUACGACUAGAAUGGCUAGCAAAUGUUCCGGCAAAAACAAAAUUAUUCUAAAUAUUUGGGUUACAUUACACUGCAAUAUUUAUGAAAAUGUAAAUGAAUUUAGAAAUUUUGCAAAAUGUAUUAAUU
Messenger RNA from Folsomia candida, 1951 nucleotides. Its product is annotated as sodium-dependent nutrient amino acid transporter 1. Gene Ontology annotation, cellular component: membrane. The record is from RefSeq and is a predicted model, not a curated record. The transcript has 12 exons. Gene Ontology annotation, biological process: sodium ion transmembrane transport. Gene Ontology annotation, molecular function: L-amino acid transmembrane transporter activity. The coding region runs from base 284 to 1876 and encodes 530 amino acids. Lineage: Eukaryota; Metazoa; Arthropoda; Collembola; Entomobryomorpha; Isotomidae.